GAAAUUUAAAUUAUUUAAAGUUAUAUUAAAUGAAAUGUCUUCUAUAGUAUAGAAAUUAACAUGGUUUUACUUGCAACUAAAGUCAUCGAGCAGACUGCCUAUCGAUAAUGGCUUAUCGCUGCAACUGGCAUAUUUUAAAAUACAGCAUGGGGUCACACUGUCCGCCAACACUACGCGGUUGUUUCUUCCUUGUACAAAAGUUGAUGUAUUUUGCAUUUAUGUUUAAUUAGUAUUUAGAAAUAUGGCCAUUGUGCUGUGUGAAUUGGCGCGGGAGUGCUCGGACAACGAGCAAGACUCUUCGUUUAUAUACAACAAAAGACAAUGGCGCAUCAUGGAAUCUCUGGCGCCAAAUGCAAACGAAUUGAUUUCAAUCAUAACAAACUUUGCCAAAAUACGCACCAAAAAGCUACACUUCAAAAUAUUGGAUUCAACGGUCGUCUUGCAGCAGAUAGCAGCAUCAACGUUUCACUCAGCAAAUCAACAUGACUUGCAGUUGGCUUCAGAGUUAUUCCCGUUAAUAUUCAUCAAUUAUGCACCCACGCUGGAGUUCCAAGUGAUGCAGGAGCAGCAUGAACAACAGCGCGAACUAAAGAGCUAUGUGACCACACAGCUCUACAAUGCACUGUACUGCAAACACCAGGAGUCGGCCGCAAACGAGGAGAAGGAGAAGCCGCCAACUGUUUCACUGCCAAGUUGUUUCAAAUCGCAGUUGCGAGGGUAUCAACAACGCACGGUCAGCUGGAUGCUCAGCCGUGAAUGCCAGCCCAAUGUAUUUCCUGCCAAUUUUACAAUAUGCCAUGCCAACGAUGGCAAGCAUAAAGUCUGGAAGCACAAUUAUUGCCUGCAGUUCUAUGAAUGCGAUGAAGAGGAAGAGUUACUGCCAAAUGUAAGAUUGCCACCAGGUGGCAUACUUGCCGACGAAAUGGGUUUAGGCAAAACCGUAGAGCUACUAGCAACGCUGCUGCUUAAUCCGAAGCAGCAUGUGGAUAACACUUAUUGGAACGUCAGCUUGGAGGAAGCAAUCGAUUCUGUGCCCCUCAAGCGUCGUUGCUUGGCACCUAAAGUACAUUGCAUUUGCAUCGAACAAUCAGCGGCUAAGCUGCUUGUCAAGUGCACGCUGUGCCAGCUGUGGCAGCAUCAGCAGUGCAUCAAAGACAGCCAUAGCGACUAUGUGUGUCCCAAUUGCUGGACAGAAUUGAUGAGCAUGCCCCAGGCACAGCUAGUGGAAUCACGUGCUACCAUCAUAGUGUCACCCAGUGAGAUUAAGACACAGUGGCAUCAAGAGAUUAGCAAGCAUGUGGACGGCACACUCAAGGUGCUGCUGUAUCCCGGUCUGCAUGCGGGUGUCUGGUACAGUCCCUUGGAGCUGGCGCAGUAUGACAUUGUGGUGACCGAUUAUCGCAUUCUGGGCCACGAGAUACACCAUACGCCGCGAAAUUCAACCGAUCGCGAAAUGCGUUACGAGCAGCGCUAUAUGCGUCCCAGUUCUCCGCUCUUGAUGGUCAACUGGUGGCGCGUCUGCUUGGACGAAGCGCAGAUGGUGGAGAGCAGCACUUCGCAGGCGGCGGAGAUGGUCAGCCAGCUGCCGGCGGUGAAUCGUUGGGCUGUUACUGGCACGCCGAUUCAAAAGACCAUUGAUGAUUUGGCGCCGCUGCUGAAAUUCGUGGGCUUCCACGAGGCUUGUGAGCCUCAAGAUGCCUGGCACACGGUGGCAAAUUCGUUUUUGCUCAAGCACAAAGCUGAACCGCUUUUGGAGUUGCUGCAGCAUUGCAUGUGGCGCACCUGCAAAUCGAAAGUGGAGCAUGAGUUGGGCAUACCACCGCAAACGGAGCUGGUGCAUCGCCUCGCGCUGAGCAAUGUGGAGUCGCUUUACUACCGCGAGGAGCACUUCAAGUGCACUGAACUCUUUCUGGAAGCCGUUGCCAAGCACACCAAGUACAAUCCCAAUACGUCCAGUUCACGUUUGGCUUCCAUUUCUCCACAACUGCUACGCAGCAUGUUGCAGCCAUUUUUGCGCAUACGCAAAACUUGUUCGGUGCCCGUGGUGAUCAAUAAGAAUGUUGCGACCACUAAUUAUUUGAAUCCACAGGAUUUGCUGGUGCAUCUCAAGACCAACAAUGAGAUGCAGUGCAAGCGAGAGCUGCGCACUUGGGCAUCUUCGUACAACGGUCUGGCGGCCAUACACUUUAUUCUCAAGCAGCAUAAAGAAGCGAUGCACAACUACAAACAGGUGCUGCAGCUAGCCAAGGACUACAACGAUGACAACAUCACGGUGGACAGCCUGCUGCAAAUUCAUGCGCUGCACAAUCUGCUGUCGGCUUCUGAAUUUGCUGCCGACGACGAAAAGCUCAGCGAAGAAGAGCUCCCCGCGUAUCGCCUCAAAUUGAACAGCUUGGAGCGCAAGUUCCUGGAAGAGAAGAUUGUUGUGCUGCUGGCAGCCGAGGCAGCCUAUGAAGCAAAGCUGGAGGAACUGGAUAAGUUGCAGCAGCAAUUCUCGUCAAGCAUUGUGCAACUGUUUGCCACCGUGGUCAACAUCAGCGACAAUUGGCACACAGCUGUUUGGCAUAAGAUUGGCGAGGAGUUCUUUAGGCAAAAUAUUUCCAGUGAAAAACUGCAGGACGUGAACUCAGUCACGGGAUUAAUCUAUAUACUGCACAACUGGCAUGACCGCUUGGAGAAGCAGCACAAACAAUUGCGCAAAGACUUUAAGUUUCUGAAGCGUAUGCUGCUCCAAGCCUGCGGUGCUGUCAGAGAAGGUGUCGCUCUCUCCGCGGACGCCAAUCAGUUCAUCAAAGUAGUCUCUGAUUGCCACUUGGCGGAUAUUAUGGAGGACAAACCAACUGGUGACAAAAGACAAGAUCCUCGCAAAAAACGGCAUUGCUCGCUGUGUAAAAUACAUGAGACUGUAAACAAGUUUGAGUGUCUGCUCUUUGACAAGGAACUAGGCAAGGAGGGCACCAUAACAGAUGGCUCCGAAAACUCAAGCAUGGAAAUUAUGCUCAUCAGAGUUGUUUUUGGUUAUUUGCGUGGCAGACACGAGUUCGCGGAAUGGAAGACAGAGUGUAAAAAUAAAUUGGAGCAGCUGGACUGCAUGCAGAGCCUGGAGAAGCUACAAAUCAAGUAUUGGAUUGAGGCAGAAUACGUAAUAAAGGCCUUUGAUGAGCUGGAUAUGUGCAAAAUGCGCAUACUGCUCACAGAGAAUCCCAAAGAGCAAUCGAACUUUCGCAUUUUACCAUAUCAACUGGAAGAGCAAACCAAGUUCAAUAUGGCGAAUAUUGAGGAGGCGCAGCUCAACUUUGUGCGGCUAUCGGGUCGCCUUAAAUACCUCAAGCAUUUAAAAGACGAUGCAGGCGACAAACCUUGUCCCAUUUGCCAAACUCUGGACGAUGAUCGCUAUGUGAUGUUGUCAUGUGGUCAUUACCUAUGCCAAGAAUGUCUGGAUACAAUGCGGAGUAAAUUUGGAAGGAAGAUAAAAUGUCCCAUAUGCCGACAAGAUUCACCACAAUUGUAUUAUUCCGUGAGAAAGGGCGUAAAUCGUCCCAAAAUCAUUGGCGACUUCUCCACGAAAAUUGUGUAUAUUGUGGAGCAGGUGCAAAAGAUUCAAGCCGAAGACGCUGAGCAAAAGAUAUUGAUCUUCUCGCAAUGGGCAACGAUACUGAAUCAUAUUGCUAGCGCACUGCAAAUGAAUGGCAUCAAGUAUCGCAACAAGUUCACCAAUCGCGACAUCGAUGAGUUCAAGCAACCCGAACUCAAGAUUACCUGCAUGCUGAUGCCACUGUCGCGUGGCUCCAAAGGAUUGAACUUGAUUGAGGCGACGCAUGUGUUUCUGGUCGAGCCCAUACUGACACCUGGCGAGGAGUUGCAAGCAAUAGGACGUGUGCAUCGUUUUGGCCAGACAAAGCCGACAACAGUGCAUCGCUUUAUCGUCAAUGGCACAAUCGAGGAGAAUAUUAUGACGCUUAUCAAAUCUGCCGACGACAGAUCCACAUUGUCCACGCACUGGGAUCUGGAUAACAUGACUUUGGACAGCCUUAAGGAUCUCUUUACGCUUAAGCAAACAGAUUAGACUACAACAAUGAUUGACUAUUUCGAUAUGUACAUAUAUACAUACAUAUGUCGGCACAUUGACACUGCGUAGUUGCAGUUGCGCAUUGGCACAUUGACAUGGCAUCAUCCGUUUUAGCAGGGCGACAGCGUAGUGUCGCUGUCACCGAGUAUGGUUCGGAAUGAUGAAGGGACGACGCAGGCAGUUGCGUUUAGAACGUGUGAGAAACCGAAACUCGCUGUGCUAAUACGAUGUCUGCCAGAAAUAAUGAUGCUGCGACAUAUCAUAUACAUACAUAUUGUAUUUGUAUUUUGUAUAGCUAUGUGUUGUACUUAGAAUUAAGAGUAAAGCUAGCUAACUAUAGGGAUGCAAAAAUUAUUGCUUUUAUCGAUGAUAAACAUUUCCAAAAUCUUAUCACACAUGAUCAAUCUUGAGGUCAUCGAUUGAGGUGCCCUCGGCAUGCGCUUUUUGCGCAUAGUAGCCAUCGUAGGAGCUUUGCGCCUUCUCGAUCUCCUGCUGCUGCUGCAGUUUCUGCAGCUGCUCGUACGCCGCUUCCUGGAUCUUGCGACGCUCCAUGUCCGCUCGCCGCUUCACCUCAUUCUCUUCGUACUGCUGUGCCUGCAGCUCCGCCGAGGCAGCCGCACGCUCUGCAGCUGCCUCUUGAUACUCGUCGUACGAGUGCAGAUUCUUGUCGGUUGCCUCCAGUUUGUGCAGCGAUGACAGCUGCUCCUUGGCCGCCUCGGCAAUCUCUUUACGCUUCGCAUCCGCCUUGCGACGCGCCUCACGUUUCAUGCGCUCCUGCUCCUCCAGUUCCUCGCGUGCCGCAUAGAACUUGGAUGAGAUGACAGGCGGGCGAUUCUCGUGCGUGCGCUGAUGUCGCUUCAGCGCCGUCUCCUGGCGGAAAUGUGUGCCACACGUCUUGCACUCAAAGGGCUUCUCGCCCGUAUGAAUCCAUUCGUGGUGUCGCAGCGUUUGCGCCUUGGCGAAACGCUUCGGACAAAAACGACAGGCAAAAUCCUUCACCUUCUCGUGUAUGAUCUUAUAGUGACGUUUCAUGUUGCCAAUGUUAUUGAAGCCUUGACCGCAACCCGGACAAAUGUGUUUGCCCUCCUUCUUGGUGAAGUUGACUUGAGGUGACCACGACGGCACCGAAACUGAGGGUAUGGGAUUGACAGCGGUGCCAGCCAGCUGUGAAAUGUCCACACGUUGCACACGACGCGGAUCCUUGGGUAUUGUGGCCACCGAUUCGGCGCACACUUUCAACAGUUCAUCAGCAGCAUUUUGCGACAUCAGGCCAUCGACAACGACGUCUGCGGGAUUGUGCGCUUGUGAGCCAACUACUUCGGCGAUGUCCGUGCUCUCAGUGGCUGCUGCUCCUGCUGUAGCACCUUCGCCCAGUUCCACCUGACGCUGACGAUACGUUUCCAUGGCCCGCAACACGCGCUUCUCGUGCGUCUUCAGAUGCUUCGUCAGGCUCUUUGGAUAGAGGAACUUCUUGCCACACACCUUGCACUCGCAACGCUUCUCCCCAGUGUGCGUCAUCUCAUGGAUCUUGCAGGCAUGCGACUUGCCAAAGGUCUUGCCACAAUAUUGACACGCAUAGUUUUUAAUCUUCUCGUGCACAAUCUUUAUGUGAUUGGCCAGACUCUGUUUGUUGUGCGACGCAUGCUCACAUAUAUGGCACUUGAACUUCUUCUCCUGCGUGUGUGUCAGAAUGUGUGUGUUCCACUCCUGUCGGGUGGUCUUACCCACGCCACAAUAGGGGCACACAUAGUUCUUGAUGCCCGCAUGCCGCAUCAGAUGAUCCUUGAGCGCGCUGUUGAUCACAAAGCGUUUGCCACAAAUGUUGCAGGGAAAGGGCAGCUCCUUGCCAUCGUGCUUAUACAUGUGCUUUUUCAGCGCCAUAGGACAACGGAAGAUCUUCUCACAUUCGGUGCAAGGAUAAUCACGAGGCGGCGCUGCCGCUUUCGAAAUAUUGUGCACCUUUUUCAUAUGGAAGGUGAGCAGACGUAUGCGCGGAAACGUUUUGCCGCAGCCCUCAACGCUGCACGCAUGAACCUCGGACAACUCCGUGUGGGCAUGAUCCACAUGCAGUCGCAGACCGCCAGCUGUAGUGAAGCCCUUGCGACAACUCUCCACUUUGCAUUGAAAGGGAAGCAGAUCGUUGUGGUGCUUCAUGUGCUCCUCGUAGCGUAUGGCCUUCUUGAACUUCUGAUGACAGAUGUGACAGUCGAUGAUGCGAUGCAGAUGUCGCUCAGCCGCCGGAAUACGCUUGCGUUUCGUCCUCGAUUUGACGCCCUCCUCAUCCGACUCGGAGCUGCCCUCAUCCUCCACAUCUUCAACUUGCUUUUGCGAACUCAUUUUGUUGCCUCGUAGACGUUGUGCCAGCGGCAUAUCAUCAUCAGCAUCACUGCUGUUGGGCUCAAAGUCCACAUCGUGAUCAUCGGCAAACGAAACACCAUCCUCAUCCUCAUCGUCGCCGCCGUCAUCAAACAUUUGCAUAAUGCCCGCCGCCUGAUCUUCUACAUCGGCCUUGACUUCCUUCUCAACCUCUUCAGCCUCUUUAUCGACAUGUUCGAGCAUUUUAAACACAUCCUCCUCGUUCUCAAUGAUCUCCAUUUUGUGAUUAAGCAGCGGAUCAUAGUUUAUGCGAUCCUCCUCCUCACCAGCCAAUUCCCCAUCUUGUGCUCCUCCAGCCACAUUCAGCACAUCAAAGUUAUCGAUGUGAUUGAGCGGUGUUGCAGUUGCUGCUGUUGUUGCUGUUACUCCAAAGAAAUUGUUGGCCACCAUCUGCUGAAAGCGUUGUACCGAGUCCACACACAGCUUCUGAAAAUCAUGCAGAUCAUUGAGCCGGCUAAAGCACUGUGUGCACAGAUUCAUAGGGAAGCCGUCUUGUUGCUCCACGGCAAGCGAAGUGCACACACACAACUUUUUGGCCAGACCCGGAACCAGAAAUAAAUCGUAGGCGACAUCAUUUUGCAGGAGGUUUAAGCAGAUGCGGCAUAUUGUGUGUAUGGAGUAUCCACUCCCUCCUUCAUUCAUUUUGUGACUACCGUAUUGUUGGC
This is a messenger RNA of Drosophila nasuta, 7110 nucleotides long. RefSeq names its product E3 ubiquitin-protein ligase SHPRH. Gene Ontology annotation, cellular component: nucleus. Bases 242 to 4066 code for a protein of 1274 amino acids. The record is from RefSeq and is a predicted model, not a curated record. Gene Ontology annotation, biological process: protein polyubiquitination; DNA damage response. The transcript is spliced from 9 exons. Gene Ontology annotation, molecular function: ATP binding; ubiquitin protein ligase activity; protein binding. NCBI's taxonomy places the organism in Eukaryota, Metazoa, Arthropoda, Insecta, Diptera, Drosophilidae.